AGCAUGGGUGGAGGGGUGUACGGCACGUCGUCCCCCAUGCUGCUCGCCGUCCUGAGCUGACUGCAGAAGAGCACUGCGCCUCUGGACUCCUGACCGGAGCUGGGUGGAGGAAUCAUCAACGGGACCAGACAGUGGCGCAGCAGCGGCUCUGAUGAAGUGGUGUGAAGUUUGAGGAAGUCAGUGACAUGCGUGGGGUGUGUCCAAAACACUCACGUCAGGACUUCAGCUCACACUCUGUCAGUUUGGAUUCGUAUGAAUUAAACAAACACCAGAUGAGAGAGAGUGAGAGGGAGAGAAAUCUGGACUGAACAUCAGCUCAUGCUCAGCCUGGCAUGUUGUCUGUCCUGUGACUCAGAGAUCAUACAGUAACACAGGAGUAAACUGGUUCACACAUCAGUCAUGGAGCACGUCCAGCUAAUAGUCAGUUGAGGAGAUCUAUCUCAUGACAGCCUAUCUAGAGAUGUCAGGUGAUACCAGUACGUUAUCAUGGAAACCGCCUCCUCCCAGUCCAACGCAGGUGCCCACCAGUGCCAUCGAGAAUAAAUGCACGGGGCCGGUGAAAAUCCUCAAAGUGUGCUUCAUCAGCAACAGCGCCAACCUGGGCAAGACCUUCAAACUGGUCAAAUGUGAAAGUUCCUGGACUAUCAGGAAAAUUAUUCAGUCCAUCCUGGACAGCGGACGACUCGGUCCCAACAUCAAGUUCUCCGAAUGCUACGGUCUGCUGCUCAAACACCUCAAAUCAGACGAGGUUCACUGGCUGCACCCGAACCUCACCGUAGCAAAGGUGGAGCAGAAAUAUGAACAGCAGCACGUCGAGGCAGAGUGGAGAUAUGACUUGAGGAUCCGUUACAUUCCUCCUGAUUUCCUGGAGAAGUUAAAGGAUGACAAAACUACAAUGCUCUACUUCUACCAGCAGGUCCGCAGUGACUACAUGCAGCACAGUGCAAGGAGAGUUAGUGAAGGGAUGGCGCUGCAGUUGGGCUGUCUGGAGAUUAGGAGGUUUUAUAAAGACAUGAAUGCCAGUGGCCUGGAGAAAAAAUCAAACUUCGAUCUGCUGGAGAAAGAUGUUGGUCUGGAUUUGUUCUUUCCUCAAGAAUUAAUCGAGAGUAUGAAGCCGAAGCAGCUGCGGAAACUGAUCCAGCAAACAUUCCAGCAGUAUGCCUUGCUGAAGGAAGAGGAGUGCAUCAUCAAGUUCUUUGAGACAUUAUCUGUCUUUUCCAGUUUUGAUGAAGAGGUUUUUUCUUGUGAGCUGGUGCAAGGAUGGAGCAUCUCUGUGGAUCUGGUCAUCGGGCCCAAAGGUAUUCGGCAGCGUACAGACAAAAGCUCCAUGCCGGUCUGUCUAGCCACAUUUGCACAAAUUCGAAGUAUUAAAUGCACGCCUCAGAAUGACGGAAAGACGCUGCUACAUAUAGAUAUAGAAGGAGCUAAACAGCCUUUGUCCAUCAGCAUAGCCUCUCUGGCCAUCGCAGAGAACAUGGCCGAUUUAAUCGAUGGUUACUGUCGUUUGGAGCACGGAAAAGAGACAACUUUAAUAGUACAGGCCAAAGAAGACUGUUCUGUCUUAUUGACCUUGUCUGAUCUUAUAUUGCAAAACAGUAUGGAAAACACCAGAUCUGACAGGGAAGGCAAAAAUUCAGAUAUUUAUGCAGAGAUACCAGAAGAUACACCAGUUCCAACAUGUAAAUUCAGCAUCUCACGGAACGACAUUGUCCUCGGCCGGAUUCUGGGUGAAGGUUUCUUUGGUGAGGUGCAUGAUGGGAUCUAUAAAAGCAAGACAGGAGAGCGAGUGAAUGUGGCUGUAAAGACAUGCAAGGACUGCUCAGCUGAUGUGAAGGAGAAGUUCAUGAGUGAAGCUUUGAUCAUGAAGAAACUGGACCAUCCGCACAUUGUGAGACUUAUAGGAAUUAUCGAGGAAGAUCCCGUGUGGAUUGUCAUGGAGCUUUACCAGCAUGGAGAGCUAGGAAAUUACCUGUCGGAGAACAAGCACAAAUUAACCACUGUCACACUGAUCCUGUACAGUCUUCAGAUCAGUAAAGCUCUUGCUUACCUAGAGGGCAUUAACAUGGUACACAGGGACAUUGCUGUGAGAAACGUGCUGGUUGCCAAACCAGACUGUGUGAAGCUGGGAGACUUCGGCUUGUCCCGUUACAUAGAAGAGGAGGAGUAUUACAAAGCCUCCGUGAGUCGAUUACCUAUCAAAUGGAUGGCGCCGGAGUCCAUCAACUUCAGACGCUUUACCUCGGCGAGUGAUGUCUGGAUGUUUGCUGUGUGCAUGUGGGAGAUCAUGAGUGGAGGUCAGCAGCCGUUCUUCUGGCUGGAGAACAAGGAUGUGAUAAACCAGCUGGAGCAGGGUGUCCGUCUGCCCAAACCUGAGCAGUGCCCGCCGACCCUCUACUCCCUCAUGACCCGCUGCUGGGCCUACAGCCCCGGCGAGAGACCCAGCUUCGCUGAGCUCGUGUGCAAGCUGAGUGAUGUUCAUAAAAUGGAGAUGGAGGUGGAGGACCAGCGAGCCAGAACUCGCUCCAUAAAUAUAACCUCGUUUACUGAUGCCCCACCGAAGCCGUCAAGAAUGAAACCAUCAGGUUUCAGUACUCUCAAUCCACAUCUACAGCUCCAGCUGCCCGAGUCUCUGCAUGUUAGUUCGCCAGCCCUCGCUAGCCCGCCAGACUGGCGCCCUGUGCUCGUGUCCGGCUGCACGCUGACCCUGCCGCCGUCCCCUCGCCGUGGCAGUAUGGAACGAGGUUUCCUGGAGCCCAACAGUAAGGAAGACGCUCAGCGGCUGUGGGAAAUGGAGAGGCAGUGCAUGCAGGACACUUUAAGGAGGCAGAAACAGGAAAUGCUGGAGGACAACAAGUGGCUGGAGAAAGAAGAGAGGCUUCUGGAUCCAUUUGCCAAUGACGACACAAAGGCUAAAGUGAUGUCAGAAAAUGAGACAAGCCGAGCUCCUUCCCAGGCUCCUCCGGUGAAGCCCCCGCGGGUGUCCGCUCAGCCAGCGCCGACAGCAGAACUGGACCGCACGGAUGACAUGGUCUAUCAUAACGUGAUGGAGAUGGUGAAGGUCGUGGUGCAGCUGAAGAACGAUGUCAACACAUUACCAGCCUCAGAGUAUGUCACUGUGGUGAAGUCGGUAGGAAUAACGUUGCGCAGUCUGAUCCGCAGUGUGGACGACAUCCUCCCGACUCUACACGAGUCCAUCAGAAUGGAGAUUGAAGGAACGCAGAAGUUGCUGAAUAAGGAUCUGGCCGAGCUGAUCAGUAAGAUGCGUCUGGCCCAGCAGAACGCUGUCACGUCUCUGAAGGACGAGUGUAAGAAACAGAUGCUGGCGGCCGCUCACACGCUGGCCAUGGACUCCAAAAACCUGCUGGAUGCUGUGGACCAGGCCCGAGUACGAGCAAAUGUGGCCAAACCCACCACACCCUAGAUCUGACCCCUGAUUGGGCGUCGGACAGACGGUUUCAUCCAAUGAGAAAGCUGGAGGAUGAACUGAACUGUAAAUGACCUGGUGCCACUUUAUUUAUGCUUCUGGAUGAUAAUGAAAGCAGUGCUUUCGACGUUGAAUGUUUGCAGAUGUAUUUCCACAAGUGUUUGCUUUCAAAGACGUUUAUUCUCAGGAAAGUUUGUGGGAGGAAAUAAAUGCAGUUUUUUCAUGUCA
This is a messenger RNA of Cyprinus carpio (common carp), 3652 nucleotides long. Its product is annotated as protein-tyrosine kinase 2-beta-like. Gene Ontology annotation, biological process: signal complex assembly; protein phosphorylation. Gene Ontology annotation, molecular function: ATP binding; protein tyrosine kinase activity. The transcript has 32 exons. The record is from RefSeq and is a predicted model, not a curated record. Lineage: Eukaryota; Metazoa; Chordata; Actinopteri; Cypriniformes; Cyprinidae. Bases 443 to 3421 code for a protein of 992 amino acids. Gene Ontology annotation, cellular component: focal adhesion; cytoskeleton.